Molecule: messenger RNA, 3018 nt
Organism: Helicoverpa armigera (cotton bollworm)
Lineage: Eukaryota; Metazoa; Arthropoda; Insecta; Lepidoptera; Noctuidae
Exons: 4
Coding region: 57-2261 (734 amino acids)
Source: RefSeq, a predicted model, not a curated record
CUUAGGUGACGUGGUGUACGCCACGUCAGUUUUAAACGCAUUAUAUUUUCUUUAUAAUGUUUACAAAUAUUUUAUCUCAGUUUUAUUUUGUAUUAUUUUAUUUUUUUAGUUUCUUGUCUUAUAUUGACGGUUCGUUACUUUCACGUGUUAAGAACCCUGUGGAACAUGUGUCUGGCUCCACUAUAUCCUACAUUCUGCCAAAGAACGUAUACAGAUACGAGCCCUACAGAGGACAUAGAACGUUGUGGAAGCCUACUCGCACGACGAAGUCAGAACCAUAUAGUGCAUUGCCUUCUCGAACGAAAACUUCCAAAAGAAAACAACAAUAUGAAGAGCAUUCAUCACGCCAUCACAUAGAUGUUCCUACAAAAAAGACUUAUUGGCACCAUUUUUAUGAUGACGAGGAGGCUUGGCCUAAAGUAGUAUUAGUUUUAUCUAGUACUGAAAUAACGACUACCCAAAAAAAAAUAAAAAAAACUUUUGCAAGUUAUUUUCCCCCGCUUAACAAAAACAUACCAAAAGAAACCGUUGAUCUGAAUGACAGCGAUGAGGACGAAGAUGAUGAACAGAUAUUGAAUAAUAAUGAUGUAGGCAUGAACUGGAUUCCUGUUAAUUUUGAGAAUACCGGUGACAGCGCUCACUUGGAACAAGGAGACGAUAUGGAAACUGAAGAGUUUGAAGAUAAGCCACAAAGAACUUCAAGAAUAUACACUAUUUCAAUGAGUGAUUAUAAUUAUAUUAUUCACACCAUUCCAACGACUAGAGAAGUUAUGGAUAGAAAGUAUUUUUUUAUAAAGCCUGGAAUACUUAGGAAGCAAGGGGAUGACUCGGAUCCUGAGCCUGAUAGACGUACUACCAAUACCAUUCCCACUACCACUACCACACCCACUACCACUACCACUACCACUACCACCACCACUACCACUACCACUACCACCACCACUACCACUACCACCACCACCACCACCACCACCACCACCACCCCACCACCACCCCACUCAACUACCACUACCACUCCUACUACCACUCCCACUACCACUCCCACUACCACUACCACUACCACUCCUACUACCACUACCACUACCGCUCCUACACGGACUACUACUACUGAUGAUGAUACUACUAGUACUACCACUACCACUACCACUCCUACUACCACUACCACUACCACUCCCACUACCACUACCACUACCACUACCGCUCCGACACGGACUACUACCACUACUACGACUGCUGCUAGUACUGAUGAAAGUUCUGAAGGUACUACUACCACUACCGCUCCGACACGGACUAGUACUACUGAUGAUGAUACUACUAGUACUACCACUACUACGACUACUGCUAGUACUGAUGGAACUACUACCACUACCGCUCCGACACGGACUACUACUACUGAUGAUGAUACUCCUAGUACUGAUAAAAGUGUCGAAGGAACUACUACCACUACCGCUCCGACACGGACUACUACUACUGAUGAAGAUACUCCUAGUACUGAUGAAAGUUCUGAUGGAACUGCUACCACUACCGCUCCGACAGGGACUAUUACUACUGAUGAUGAUACUGCUAGUACUACCACUACUACGACUACUGUUAGUACUGAUGGAAGUUCUGAAGGAACUACUACCACUACCGCUACCACUACGAAACAAACUACUACUACGAAACGAACUACUACUAAGAGACGAACUACUACUAAGAGACGGACUACUACCACUCCUUCUACUAAACGAACGACUACUCAACCACCAUCUGUCCAUUGCUAUCAAUGCGGAUUGAACGUAACAGAAAUUCCAAACACACCAACUUGUUACCACAUUUUUGAACACCCAGAUCGCAAAUAUUAUCAUUUAAGAAAAAAUUACAGAAUAUUUUGUGAGAGAAAGAAAUCGAUUAAGCGCAAAGGAACCCCUAAAUUCGACCCGUCACCAGAAAAAUUAUUCAAAGGAGGUUGCUUCAAGCGUUAUCUUGAUAUCGGUGCCGAGGUGUACAAUGAGCGAGGUUGCCGAACCAUGAAUCCUCUCAGGGGUAAGAGCUUCGCGUCCAGCAGAUUCAGUGCGUUAGAAAAAUCUAUGCACUAUAUGACUGAGGGCUGCGUGUCGAGCCCUCACGCUUCACUGACACCCUUCAGCAGAGCUAUCACCCUGUAUGCUAGAUAUCACGUAUGUGUGUGUGUCGGUGACUACUGUAACCAGAGCGGAGCUUUAUGUCCUAAUUAUAUUUAUUCACUAUUUUUAGCAUCAUCAUUAAGAAUAUUUAUGUAACUACUAUCAAUAAUAAGAAGCAAAAACAAGUCUCGAUCAAGCUGUUACAUAUAUCACUUCAAUGACAACAACCAAAAGUGGCUGCGCAACUCUAUUUUCAAAAGUCCUAGCAAAGUAAAGGGUUAUCAUUUCUUAACAACAUAAACACCAUUUACUUAACAUUUCUUUCUUUCCAUACCCACCCAAAAAAAGUGAAUAAAUAUUCUGUACGACACCUGUUUAGCAGUUUUGAAGAUUUGGAUUUGUUCAGCUACUUUUGUAGCUAACUGUGCGUUGAAUGUGACGACAUAGAGGAAUGUAUCAUGAGAUAGCUAGCGUUAUUUUAUAUGUAAAACGAAUGUUAAUUAUAAUAUUAAGAUUCGUAUCCGAAAUUCUUUGCACUAUCUGUGUUUAUGGGGUACCUUGCUGCGGGUGUUUUGUACAACAAUUUGUGUGAGAGGUACCCAUUCGUAGAGACUUUCAGGCAUACCCUUACCAGAAGAUCAGUAAGGAAGGACACAUAGUUUAGAUGAUUCCUUUCUUUUCGUAAGUAUCUCACUUCGGCGAUGGGUGUAUAGCCCAGUCAAUAUUAGACAUUAAAAAUAUAAUGCUGUUCAAAUAACUUUAAUUCGCACGGAGCUGAAUGCUGGUCCAGACCUUUGGCUCUGUUUCCAAAACAGAAAGUUUUGUUUUAAACCUAUGAAUUGUCAAUAAAUAUGCAGAUUACGUCAAACUUUACCUUGUACCCGUAAUUCAUAGAUUCAAAAUUUUUGAAUUA